Nyctereutes procyonoides (raccoon dog) is the source of this 2707-nucleotide messenger RNA. It is a transcript of the gene CEP44, whose product is annotated as centrosomal protein 44. NCBI's taxonomy places the organism in Eukaryota, Metazoa, Chordata, Mammalia, Carnivora, Canidae. The record is from RefSeq and is a predicted model, not a curated record. Bases 598 to 1758 code for a protein of 386 amino acids. The transcript has 12 exons. Gene Ontology annotation, cellular component: spindle pole; centrosome.
AUUAGGCAGACUUUUAAUGUGCAACUUGGGAUCGGGCUGGCCAUCGAAAAGCGCCUCGGCAGAGCCAGCGUCCUCAGGGGUCUGGACAAACGUGGUGUGGAAUCUGCAGCGAGGAAUCGUGAAGCACCGAGCAGCCGGCAGCUUUGAAGGUUUUGCCGCGGCGCGCGGCGGGCUUCCUUCCACCCGCUGUUGAGAUACAAACGGUCGACGCGAGCCUCGGGCCGCCGCCGCUCCUCGCUGCCGUAGCCGGGCUCGGGUGGCUCGCUCCGGUCGCCUAUGCUGUCUCCCCCUGUCCCUGCUGAGCGGGGCGGGAGGCCUUCGGGGCCCUCCUCCGUGCUCGGCGGCUGCCGGGGAGGCUGGCGACCGCGCGCCCCGGGUUAUGCAGGGGAAGCCUCUCUCUGCUGCCCUUUCCGAAACGGCGGGCGGGAGCGAAUGACCAGAUUCAACCUGUACUUGUAUCUUACCCUUCUUCAAAAUAUUUGUUCUGCUGAUAUGGAAGAGGAUGCGUUCCAAGGACAUACUUUGUUGUCAGAAAUUCCAUUAUCAGAGGUGAAAAAUUAGAUUAUUGAAAGCAGGAGUUGAAUGUAAUGUUGAAUAAUGGCAACAGGUGACUUAAAAAGAAGCUUACGGAACCUAGAACAAGUGCUUCGCAUGCUAAAUUAUCCUCAAGAGGUGGAUUGUGUAGGUUUGGUAAAGGGAGAUACAGCAGCAUCUUUGCCCAUCAUCAGCUAUUCCCUUACCUCAUAUUCACCUUAUAUAGCAGAACUUUUAAUGGAAUCCAACAUAGAGCUCAUAGCGAAGAAUGACUUGCGUUUUGUAGAUACUGUCUAUAAGCUUCUUCGUGAUCAAUUUAAUUAUAAACCAAUCUUGACAAAAAAGCAGUUUCUCCAAUGUGGAUUUGCAGAAUGGAAAAUCCAAAUUAUUUGUGAUAUUUUGAAUUGUGUGAUGAAAAAGCACAAGGAAUUAAGUAGUCUUGAGAAGAUUCCAUCACAACAAAGAAAGAAAAUCAGUUCUGUUAAGUCAGAACCUUUAAGCACUGAGAAGACAUCUACAGAAUCUGUUGGCAUGGACAGCACUGGCAGGUUUAUAACUUCAGGAAAGAAAAAAGCUGUGGUGAUCCGUCACCUGUAUAAUGAAGAUGGCCUUAACAUUCCUGAAGAUACAAUAAGUACCGUAACAGAUGUUAGAGAAGCUUUUGAUGUAUGUGACUUAAAGACUACUGAAACAAAGGUUCCUGAAGUAAAGUUCCUUGAAAUCAAGUCUGAACAACAAGAUAUUAGAAUUAAUCCUGAGAUUACUGCACUACAGACAAUGCUUACUGAAUGCCAAGAAAAGCUUCAGAAACUGGCUUUGGUAGAGAGUAGAUUAGAAUCUUUGGAAGAAAAAAUGAAAGGAAAAGUGAUGGUAAAUGAAAAAACCUGGACUAAUCUUCUAAGUCGUGUCACUCUUCUUGAAACAGAAAUGCUGCUGUCUAAAAAGAAUAAUGAAUAUAUAGACUUCAGUGAACUGAAUGAAGACUACGAAUCUAGUAAUGACAUAGAUAUUCUGAAUCCUGACAGAAAAAGCAAAGAGAGGCAAACAAGUAUUCCUCUUUCCUCUGGCUAUAGUACUGUGUCAUCAGAUUCAACUCCCAGAACCUCAACUACUAGCUACUGUGGUUUGAAAGAGAAUUCAGAGGAAACAACAAUCCAGAAAAUGGAAAGGAUGAAAAAAAUGUUUGAAGAAACUGCAGAGUUACUGAAAUGUCCAAAUCAUUAAUUAUAGAAUUUUCUACAGGAACUUCUCUAGGACUUUGGCUACUGUACAUGUUGUAUAUUUUAAGAAUUCUCUAUAAAUUUUAAAUAUGCUGCAAUAUUUUUAUGAAGAAUUUGAAUUCCAUUUGGCAUAUGAGUUUUUUCCAGUAUUGAAUAAAUACUUAUUUUUAUGCUAUGAUUACACUUCUUUACUCUAUUUUACUUUUCUAAGGAAAACCUAUGUGCCAAUAUAUUUCUUUUACAGAGUGAAGUCAUUACAGCACUGUAUUUUUGUGUUGACAUUUGUUGGCAGUGUGCUAAGUAAUAUGUUUUUUAAAGUACAGGCUUGUGGACUAUGGUUUACAUCCUGUUGGAAACAUUCCAAUUGGGACUUGUGUAUUGUACCCAUGAGGCUCUCAUGCAUACCAUCUUGCCGUCUGUACUGACUAAUAUGUUGUAAUGAAAAGUUAAAAAUGCUCAUUGAAAAUUAAAUAAAAAUGCGAUUUUAUGUUUAACCAAAAAGCAGUAAUACAUUUUCAGUUAACAGUGAAAGAGUGAAGGUAUGAUUCUCUUUUUGUAUUUGGAAACUGGUCAGAAAGUUCAUCAUGAAAAAUGUGUUGAGUAUUUUAGUGCUCUAUUCCAUAACACAUUUUAAGACCAGCAGCACAGACACAGAUGGUGGCCAUCCAGUAUUACAAGAUACACAGUAUGGUUUUUUGUUUUCUUUUAAGUGAUGGGAAGUUCUAUUUUUUUCUAGAGAGGAAAGGUCUUAGAUGAACUUAAAUCAAGAGAAAAAUGAAAUUCACUUUAAAUUACCAGAUGCAUUACUAGACAAAUGAUCUUUUUUUUAACUUUAUACAUAAAAAAUGUAAUAAUAGCCCUGGUUAAUCUUUAAGAAAAUUGAUUCCAUUACUUGGAAGGAAAAAGGAAUAUUUUUUCUUUAUUAUUAUUUAGAUAAUCUGAUUGUAUUUUAU